Impatiens glandulifera is the source of this 1061-nucleotide messenger RNA. RefSeq names its product serine/threonine-protein kinase STY13-like. Lineage: Eukaryota; Viridiplantae; Streptophyta; Magnoliopsida; Ericales; Balsaminaceae. Bases 1 to 1002 code for a protein of 333 amino acids. Gene Ontology annotation, biological process: protein phosphorylation. Gene Ontology annotation, molecular function: protein kinase activity; ATP binding. The transcript has 6 exons. The record is from RefSeq and is a predicted model, not a curated record. Gene Ontology annotation, cellular component: plasma membrane.
AUGGAGAGUUUUGUAAGAGAUGAGAUUGAGCCGGUAAGAGAAGUGUGGGAAAUAGAUUGUGGUCAAUUGGUAAUCAGAUAUGUCAUUGCUCGUGGUACAUAUGGGACAGUCUAUCGCGGCAUCUUCGAUAAUAAUCAAGACGUAGCAGUGAAGGUACUUGAUUGGAGUAGGUAUCAUGGUAUUCCGACACCUUCUCAAGUUGAAGCCAUUCGGGAUACAUUUAAGCAAGAGGCUGCUAUUUGGAAUAACCUCGACCAUCCAAACAUCGCAAAGUUUGUUGGAGCUUCAAUGGGCACAACAGACCUAAGCAUCCCGUCUUCUUCUAAUAGUACUCCUUCAAAUUCAAGUUCAACUUCAAAGACUUGUUGCGUUGUCGUGGAGUAUCUUCCAGGUGGAACGGUGAAGAACUACUUAAUAAAGAAUUCUCGCAAAAAACUUACCCUUAAGGUUGUCAUUAAACUUGCUUUAGACCUAUCUCGAGGUUUGAGCUAUCUUCACUCAAAGAAUAUAGUGCAUCGCGAUGUAAAAACAGAAAACAUGUUGUUGGACUCGCAAGGAAAUCUGAAAAUUGUGGAUUUCGGGGUGGCUAGAGUUGAAGCUUCAAACCAAAGUGAAAUGAGUGUCCACACUGGUACACUUGGAUAUAUGGCUCCUGAGGUGAUGGAAGGAACGCCUUAUGGUCAUAAGUGCGAUGUAUUUAGCUUUGGGAUUUGUCUUUGGGAAAUUUAUAGCUGCGACAUGCCGCCUUAUCCGAAUGAUAGCUUAACUGAAUUCUCUAAUGCAGUGGUUCGAAAGAAUCUAAGGCCACAUGUGCCUAGAUGUUGCCCGAAAUCAUUAAGGAGCAUAAUGAAGAAAUGUUGGGACAAAAUCCCAAACAAUCGGCCGGAGAUGGAGGAGGUUGUCCGAUUGUUGGAAGCAAUAGACACUACCAAGGGCGGUGGCAUGAUCCCCGAUGGCCAAUUUCGCGGCUGCUUUUGUUUCUUCAAUCCUCGUGGUCCAUGAGAUUUUUAUUUUUAUUUCCUCGCAAUUAAUCAUGAAAUAAAUAGUAUAUAAUGGCUAGU